Clupea harengus (Atlantic herring) is the source of this 3420-nucleotide messenger RNA. RefSeq names its product aminopeptidase Ey-like. Gene Ontology annotation, biological process: peptide catabolic process; proteolysis. NCBI's taxonomy places the organism in Eukaryota, Metazoa, Chordata, Actinopteri, Clupeiformes, Clupeidae. The record is from RefSeq and is a predicted model, not a curated record. Gene Ontology annotation, molecular function: zinc ion binding; peptide binding; metalloaminopeptidase activity. Gene Ontology annotation, cellular component: cytoplasm; plasma membrane.
AUGUGCUUCUUGUGUUUGUUUGUUUAUUAUUUCCAUGUGCUCCUUUGUUGUCAUUCAGAACUCCGCCACACCUACCUUCCACCACGUCCUGGUUUUUUCCAUCACCUACCACACCUGCCUCGUUAAUCACCCUGUUUGUUACCCUGAUUGGUUUCUCCUGUGUCUUGUUAAUUCCCCUUGUUUAGUUCACCUGUGUCUGGUUGUCUAGUUCCCCCUCUGUUAUUUAAGUUCAGUCUGUCUUGUGUUUCACGUGGGUUUGUCAUUUUUAGCAAGAAAUGGCUACAACAAUCGCCAUCACAAUCAUCCUGUCUGUGGCCAUCCUCACUACCACAUCAAACGAGCCCUGGGACAAAUACCGGCUGCCUGACACUCUCAAGCCAUCCAAAUACAAUGUGACUCUGUGGCCUCGUCUGGAGAAGGAUGAUCACGGCAUGUACGUCUUCACAGGCCACUCUACUGUGGACUUUGAGUGUGUGAAGGAGACAGACAUGAUCCUCAUUCACUCUAACAAGCUCAACCUCACCAAGUUCAAUGGACAUCACGCAACACUGACUAGACUGGAUGGUGCAGCUGCACCAGCUAUUAAGACAACAUGGCUCCAGGAGACGACACACUACCUGGUCAUCCAGCUUAACGGCAAACUAGUCCAAGGAAAUUUCUACCAACUCAACACCAGAUUUCAGGGGGAGCUGGCUGAUGACAUGACUGGGUUUUACAGAAGCCACUACACUGAGGGUGCAGAGACAAAAGUUCUUGCCACAACCCAGAUGGAACCCACAGAUGCUAGGAAGGCUUUCCCCUGCUUUGACGAGCCAGCCCUGAAGGCUGUCUUUCACAUGACUCUCAUCCACAAUCGCAACACUGUAGCCCUUGCCAAUGGCAUGGAGACUGAGACUGUCAACACCACAAUGGAAGGGGUCGAGGUGUCCAUAACCACUUUUGAACCAACACCAAUAAUGUCCACCUACCUGGUGGUUUUAGUUGUUUGUGAAUUCGACUACAUCAGGUCACCAGAAGGGGGAAAGGUCCUGGUUCGUGUGUGGGCAGGCCGGCAGGCCAUCGCGGAAGGUCAAGGUGACUUUGCUCUGGAGAAGGCAGGGUCCUUUCUGGAGUUCUUUGAGAGAUACUUGAAUGUCACAUAUCGCCUCAAGAAAUUAGAUCAUAUAGCUUUGCCUGACCUGGGACCUUUGGCAAUGGAGAAUUGGGGGAUGAUAACUUACACAGAAAAGGACCUUCUUUGUCACCAGAAUCAAACAGAAGAAGAAAGACAUAGUGUGGCCAAGCUCAUAGCCCAUGAGGUGGCUCACAUGUGGUUUGGAAACCUGGUGACGAUGAAAUGGUGGAAUGACCUCUGGCUGAAUGAGGGAUUUGCCACCUACUUCUCCUGUCUGGGCUUUGCAGCACUUGAGCCAGAUGGGAAACUGACAAACCAGAGGGUCUGGAAUAGCAUCUGGGGGGCAUUUAGCGUGGACGCUGUGGCCCACUCCCACCCUCUUUCCUUCACUGAGGAAAGCAUGAACACUCCAGCUGAGAUCAACAAAAUAUUUGACUCCAUCACCUACAAUAAGGGAGCGUCUGUGCUGAGGAUGCUUUCAGAGUUCCUGACAGAGCCGGUCUUUUCCAAGGGUCUGAGUAACUACUUGAAUGAGUUUGCUUACAAAAACACAGUGUCCACAGACCUUUGGAAACAUCUUCAAGCUGAGGUGGACAGGACUCCCACACUACAACUCCCAGACACCAUUGAGGUGAUCAUGAACCGCUGGAUCCUCCAGAUGGGCUUCCCCGUCAUCACCAUAGAUACCACAACAGGAACCAUCAGGCAAAAGCACUUCCUGACAGGCCUUGAGUCAGUGGUGGACAGGCCUUCCAUUUACAAUUAUGAGUGGUUUGUUCCUGUAACAUGGACCAAACAUGGUGCACCACAAGACCGUAAAUGGCUGCUCUCCCAGUCAGAUGUGCACAAGCCAACGAAGACGGCAGAAUGGAUGCUAGCAAACCUCAACAUGGUUGGAUUCUACAGAGUCAACUAUGACCAGGGCAACUGGGAACGCCUUUCGGCACAGCUAAUCAGAGACCACAAGGCGAUUCCACCCCUCAACAGAGCUCAGAUUGUGGAUGAUGUAUUUAGCUUUGCCAAGGAAAAUAUUAUCGACAUGGUCCUGGCUUUGAAAACAACUCGGUACCUGUCAAAAGAGACAGAAUACACGCCGUGGGUCCUGGCUCACAACCAUCUGCGACACUAUUUAAAGAAGUUUCGCCACACAAAAGUGUAUGGAGCCAUGCAGAGAUACCUCAGGAAGCAAGUUGAGCCCCUGUUUUUGCACUUCAAGAAUAUUACUGCGAACUGGACCAAAAUUCGAGAUGGGCGCUAUGACCGAUUCCACAUGACAGCCUUCACCUUUGCCUGUGAAACAGGAGUGGACAGCUGUAUGGAUCUCUCCCGGGACUGGUUCAAUUCGUGGAUGAACAAUCCACAAGACAACGUGAUCCUUCCCAACCUGAGGCAUACAGUAUACUGUUGCGCUGUAGCUACUGGAGGGGUACAGGAGUGGGACUUUGUCUGGCAGAUGUUUAAGAAUGCCACUGACGAUGCCCGCCACUUACAUUAUGCUCUCUCCUGCACUAAAGACCCCCAGCUGCUCAAGAGGAGUCUGCAGUACCUUCUGGAUCCUACCAUGGGACAUAACAUUUCCUUUGAACGUCGCAUCAUGGAAACUGCUGACCUUGACAAUCUCCAGCCCCUGGUGUGGAACUACAUCAGAGACAACUGGUCCGUUUUGAAUGAUGAUCAUAACAGUGAGUUCCUCCCCAAACUGAUCACCGUGGUGACUGAAAGACUCUCCACUGAGUUUGACCUCAAACAGCUCGUCGACUUCAAAGCAGCACACACCGCGACAGGCUCAGUGGCCAAAGCCCUGGAUCAGGCCAUUGAGAGGACAAAAGCCAAUGUGAAGUGGACUGAGGAGAACCAAGAGAGGCUGUUCCAGUGGUUGACCUCAGCAGCAAGACAACAGUGAACAAAAAGCCAAAAAUUCAUAAAAGCAUUGGAGUAUAUUAUGGUGUUUUAUUUCCAGACCAAGUUCCCUCCAAUGUGGCUGAAUCAAAACAGUUCUACAAAGAAGAGUGGGCCAAAUUCCUCCACCACAAUGUAAAAGACUAAUUUAAAUUAAAGGAUCCUUUAAACGCCGCAUUUGCGUUUACUUAUAUUCAAAUUAGUUGGAUGAUCUGAAACAUUUAAAUGUGACAAAUAAGCAAAAAUAGAAGAAAUCUAUACAAAUACUUUUUCACAGCACUGUACAUAUCAUAUAAAAGACAAACAAUAAACACAAAGUGCAUGUGUGUGUGGUAUUGCAAACAACAAUAAUGUCCAUCAGGUAUGGGAAAUAAAAUGGGAAAUAAAACUGUGAUGUAUAUGUAUUU